AUGUUCGGUCCCUUCCGCCUCACAAAUCCGCUGUCGGGCGGUCUGCUAUGGAAAGUGCCAUGGCGACUCUCCAGGCACCAAAAGUACCGCCAUCGUGAGCGUCUACGACAUGUCGACUCCGUUGUCUCCACUCUCGAUACCGCACUACGACGAAUGGGCCAAAGCAUGAAGAAGGUGGAGCGCUGGAAGACAGAGAUGCCGACUGAGGAGGAGAUGCUCCCGAAAGACAAGUACACUGUUUUUGACCGGAAAGUAAAGAGGUAUCGCAAGGGAAUACAUAAGGUUCCCAAGUGGACGAGGGUCAGUCAGCGACUCAAUCCUCCAGGUUUCUAG
Messenger RNA from Bipolaris zeicola 26-R-13, 333 nucleotides. RefSeq lists its product as uncharacterized. The record is from RefSeq and is a predicted model, not a curated record. Gene Ontology annotation, cellular component: mitochondrial large ribosomal subunit. Lineage: Eukaryota; Fungi; Ascomycota; Dothideomycetes; Pleosporales; Pleosporaceae. Gene Ontology annotation, molecular function: structural constituent of ribosome. The transcript is spliced from 3 exons. The coding region runs from base 1 to 333 and encodes 110 amino acids.